AUGAGCGCGCCUUUGUGCAAUUGCGAUCCCCCUCGAAGUGCCGCCCUGGGAGUGGCAGGGCGGAGAUCAAAGCACCAGGGGCGCGAGUUCUGGACUUGUCAAGUCUGUGAUUUUUUUCAGUGGUUGGAUCUAGGUGGGACUAAUCUGUCUGCAGCCGGGCCGCCAUGUCGUUGCGGCCAUCCCAGUGUCUUGAAGAUCACGCAGAAAGCGCCCAACGUUGGCAGAUCCUUUUGGACCUGCGCCAGCAGCGGCACCUGCAGAUGUGGCUUCUUCCAAUGGGAGUCCCCCGACUGGGAGCCGCCAGCAUCGGCUUCCCAGGAUUCCAACCAGGAGGAGCAGAACUGCAAGAAAUGUGGCAAGGCAGUGCGCGUGAUGACAGUGGAGGAGCACAACCAAAAGGGCAAUGCAGGUCGCAAGUAUUACCGCUGCCGCUGUGGGAACUUCGAGUUCCUCACCACUGCCAAGCCGGUGGCCCCUCCCAGCAUGGCCACGCCCGGCAGUGCGGAGUAUGUCGUGGAUGAGAUCACGAGGAGACACUUACAGAGGCUCUUCGACGUCCCCUUCGGCACCAAAAUGGGGAUUGGCCGUGACCAGUGUGACCGGGCCCUGAGAUCCCAGCAGGUUCUUUCGGAGGGUGGCGGUGAGCAGUGCGGGCCCUACGACUACCUCAAGGUGGAAUGCGCUUGGCGCGUGUCCAAUCCGCAGCGGCAGAAGCGUUACGAGGACUUUCUGAAGAAGCUGCCGGACAUGGCUGAGGUUCUCAAGCCGCUGGAGGCCUCGAAGAACGAGAUGCUGCUGCUGCAUGGAACGAAGCCCGAGCAUUUGCAUGGCAUCCUCUUUGAAGGCCUGGAUGGGAAGACUUGUGCCAAGACCAAGGAACGCAUCUUUGUGGAUGGAGGCAAUGAGGCCUUGAGGUUUGUUAUCUUUGAUCCUGCAGCGCUGAGCAUUGAUUUUUUGGUGGCCUUGAAACGGGUUCAGCACUACUGCAACUGCGGGCAAGCUGCAGUGCGCAGAACUGUGACCAAUGGACAACCUGAGAACUUUGGAAGGGAGAUCCUCUUCUGUCACAAUGGUGCUGAGUCCGGAUGCGGUUUCAUCCACAUGUUACCUCAGUGCCAUUGUGGACGAGCAGCAGGCGUGGCGCGCAAGAAGAAUGGCGAGAGAUAUUUCCGCUGUGGAUCCAAGAGGGACUUCUGCGACUUCAAGGAGCUGCAUGGGUUUCCCAGCUGGCUGUAG
Messenger RNA from Symbiodinium pilosum, 1236 nucleotides. NCBI's taxonomy places the organism in Eukaryota, Dinophyceae, Suessiales, Symbiodiniaceae. The record is from the annotation of a GenBank genome assembly.